AUGCUGCCGAAAAGACUGAAAGAUACUGGAAUUGAGACUCACAGACCUGCAGAAAAGUACCAUCCUUUAUUCUGCAAGAAUCCUAAAAAGAGAUUCCUGGGCUUUGAGGAGAUUCGUUGUCAGCAAAAACUCAAUACCACAAGAGACCCAUCCUCAUCAUCAUCGUCAUCAACACUUGAUGACCUAUUAAUCGACACAGCCUCUAGCUCUUCUCCACAGAAUUUGAGUCACUCAAAUUCUUCUCAGAAUACCACAAGUGACCCAUCCUCAUCAUCAUUGUCAUUAACACUUGAUGACCUAUUAAGCGACACAGCCUCUAGCUCUUCUCCACAGAAUUUGAGUCACUCAAAUUCUUCUCAGAAUACCACAAGUGACCCAUCCUCAUCCUCAUCGUCAUUAACACUUGAUGACCUAUUAAGCGACACAGCCUCUAGCUCUUCUCCACAGAAUUUGAGUCACUCCAAUUCUUCUCAGAAUAACACAAGUGACCCAUCCUCAUCAUCAUCGUCAUUAACACUUGAUGACCUAUUAAGCAACACAGCCUCUAGCUCUUCUCCACAGAAUUUGAGUCACUCAAAUUCUUCUCAGAAUACCACAAGAGACCCAUCCUCAUCAUCAUCGUCAUCAACACUUGAUGACCUAUUAAGCGACACAGCCUCUAGCUCUUCUCCACAGAAUUUGAGUCAUUCAAAUUCUUCUCAGAAUACCACAAGUGACCCAUCCUCAUCAUCAUUGUCAUUAACACUUGAUGACCUAUUAAGCGACACAGCCUCUAGCUCUUCUCCACAGAAUUUGAGUCACUCAAAUCUUCUCAGAAUAACACAAAAUAACACAAGUGACCCAUCGUCAUCCUCAUCGUCAUUAACACUUGAUGACCUAUUAAGCGACACAGCCUCUAGCUCUUCUCCACAGAAUUUGAGUCACUCGAAUUCUUCUCAGAAUAACACAAGUGACCCAUCGUCAUCCUCAUCGUCAUUAACAUUUGAUGACCUAUUAAGCGACACAGCCUCUAGCUCUUCUCCACAGAAUUUGAGUCACUCGAAUUCUUCUCAGAAUAACACAAGUGACCCAUCGUCAUCCUCAUCGUCAUUAACACUUGAUGACCUAUUAAGCGACACAGCCUCUAGCUCUUCUCCACAGAAUUUGAGUCACUCGAAUUCUUCUCAGAAUAACACAAGUGACCCAUCGUCAUCCUCAUCGUCAUUAACACUUGAUGACCUAUUAAGCAACACAGCCUCUAGCUCUUCUCCACAGAAUUUGAGUCACUCAAAUUCUUCUCAGAAUACCACAAGAGACCCAUCCUCAUCAUCAUCGUCAUCAACACUUGAUGACCUAUUAAGCGACACAGCCUCUAGCUCUUCUCCACAGAAUUUGAGUCAUUCAAAUUCUUCUCAGAAUAACACAAGAGACCCAUCCUCAUCAUCAUCGUCAUUAACACUUGAUGACCUAUUAAGCGACACAGCCUCUAGCUCUUCUCCACAGAAUUUGAGUCAUUCAAAUUCUUCUCAGAAUAACACAAGUGACCCAUCGUCAUCCUCAUCAAUAACAAGUGACCCAUCCUCAUCAUCAUUGUCAUUAACACUUGAUGACCUAUUAAGCGACACAGCCUCUAGCUCUUCUCCACAGAAUUUGAGUCACUCGAAUUCUUCUCAGAAUAACACAAGUGACCCAUCGUCAUCCUCAUCGUCAUUAACACUUGAUGACCUAUUAAGCGACACAGCCUCUAGCUCUUCUCCACAGAAUUUGAGUCACUCAAAUUCUUCUCAGAAUACCACAAGAGACCCAUCCUCAUCAUCAUCGUCAUCAACACUUGAUGACCUAUUAAGCGACACAGCCUCUAGCUCUUCUCCACAGAAUUUGAGUCACUCAAAUUCUUCUCAGAAUAACACAAGAGACCCAUCCUCAUCAUCAUCGUCAUUAACACUUGAUGACCUAUUAAGCAACACAGCCUCUAGCUCUUCUCCACAGAAUUUGAGUCACUCAAAUUCUUCUCAGAAUACCACAAGAGACCCAUCCUCAUCAUCAUCGUCAUCAACACUUGAUGACCUAUUAAGCGACACAGCCUCUAGCUCUUCUCCACAGAAUUUGAGUCACUCAAAUUCUUCUCAGAAUAACACAAGUGACCCAUCGUCAUCCUCAUCGUCAUUAACACUUGAUGACCUAUUAAGCGACACAGCCUCUAGCUCUUCUCCACAGAAUUUGAGUCACUCGAAUUCUUCUCAGAAUAACACAAGUGACCCAUCGUCAUCCUCAUCGUCAUUAACAUUUGAUGACCUAUUAAGCGACACAGCCUCUAGCUCUUCUCCACAGAAUUUGAGUCACUCGAAUUCUUCUCAGAAUAACACAAGUGACCCAUCGUCAUCCUCAUCGUCAUUAACACUUGAUGACCUAUUAAGCGACACAGCCUCUAGCUCUUCUCCACAGAAUUUGAGUCACUCGAAUUCUUCUCAGAAUAACACAAGUGACCCAUCGUCAUCCUCAUCGUCAUUAACACUUGAUGACCUAUUAAGCAACACAGCCUCUAGCUCUUCUCCACAGAAUUUGAGUCACUCAAAUUCUUCUCAGAAUACCACAAGAGACCCAUCCUCAUCAUCAUCGUCAUCAACACUUGAUGACCUAUUAAGCGACACAGCCUCUAGCUCUUCUCCACAGAAUUUGAGUCAUUCAAAUUCUUCUCAGAAUAACACAAGAGACCCAUCCUCAUCAUCAUCGUCAUUAACACUUGAUGACCUAUUAAGCGACACAGCCUCUAGCUCUUCUCCACAGAAUUUGAGUCAUUCAAAUUCUUCUCAGAAUAACACAAGUGACCCAUCGUCAUCCUCAUCGUCAUUAACACUUGAUGACCUAUUAAGCGACACAGCCUCUAGCUCUUCUCCACAGAAUUUGAGUCACUCGAAUUCUUCUCAGAAUAACACAAGUGACCCAUCGUCAUCCUCAUCGUCAUUAACACUUGAUGACCUAUUAAGCAACACAGCCUCUAGCUCUUCUCCACAGAAUUUGAGUCACUCAAAUUCUUCUCAGAAUACCACAAGAGAACCAUCCUCAUCAUCAUCGUCAUCAACACUUGAUGACCUAUUAAGCGACACAAAUACCACAAGUGACCCAUCCUCAUCAUUGUCAUUAACACUUGAUGACCUAUUAAGCGACACAGCCUCUAGCUCUUCUCCACAGAAUUUGAGUCACUCAAAUUCUUCUCAGAAUACCACAAGUGACCCAUCCUCAUCAUCAUUGUCAUUAACACUUGAUGACCUAUUAAGCGACACAGCCUCUAGCUCUUCUCCACAGAAUUUGAGUCACUCAAAUUCUUCUCAGAAUACCACAAGAGACCCAUCCUCAUCAUCAUCGUCAUCAACACUUGAUGACCUAUUAAGCGACACAGCCUCUAGCUCUUCUCCACAGAAUUUGAGUCACUCAAAUUCUUCUCAGAAUACCACAAGUGACCCAUCCUCAUCAUCAUUGUCAUUAACACUUGAUGACCUAUUAAGCGACACAGCCUCUAGCUCUUCUCCACAGAAUUUGAGUCACUCGAAUUCUUCUCAGAAUAACACAAGUGACCCAUCGUCAUCCUCAUCGUCAUUAACACUUGAUGACCUAUUAAGCGACACAGCCUCUAGCUCUUCUCCACAGAAUUUGAAAUACCACAAGAGACCAUCCUCAUCAUCAUCGUCAUCAACACUUGAUGACCUAUUAAGCGACACAGCCUCUAGCUCUUCUCCACAGAAUUUGAGUCACUCAAAUUCUUCUCAGAAUAACACAAGAGACCCAUCCUCAUCAUCAUCGUCAUCAACACUUGAUGACCUAUUAAGCGACACAGCCUCUAGCUCUUCUCCACAGAAUUUGAGUCACUCAAAUUCUUCUCAGAAUACCACAACCUCUAGCACUUCUCCACAGAAUUUGAGUCACUCAAAUUCUUCUCAGAAUAACACAAGAGACCCAUCCUCAUCAUCAUCGUCAUCAACACUUGAUGACCUAUUAAGCGACACAGCCUCUAGCUCUUCUCCACAGAAUUUGAGUCACUCAAAUUCUUCUCAGAAUACCACAAGAGACCCAUCCUCAUCAUCAUCGUCAUCAACACUUGAUGACCUAUUAAGCGACACAGCCUCUAGCUCUUCUCCACAGAAUUUGAGUCACUCAAAUUCUUCUCAGAAUAACACAAGAGACCCAUCCUCAUCAUCAUCGUCAUCAACACUUGAUGACCUAUUAAGCGACACAGCCUCUAGCUCUUCUCCACAGAAUUUGAGUCACUCAAAUUCUUCUCAGAAUACCACAAGUGACCCAUCCUCAUCAUCAUCGUCAUUAACACUUGAUGACCUAUUAUGCGACACAGCCUCUAGCUCUUCUCCACAGAAUUUGAGUCACUCAAAUUCUUCUCAGAAUACCACAAGUGACCCAUCCUCAUCAUCAUCGUCAUCAACACUUGAUGACCUAUUAAGCGACACAGCCUCUAGCUCUUCUCCACAGAAUUUGAGUCACUCAAAUUCUUCUCAGAAUAACACAAGUGACCCAUCCUCAUCAUCAUCGUCAUUAACACUUGAUGACCUAUUAAGCAACACAGCCUCUAGCUCUUCUCCACAGAAUUUGAGUCACUCAAAUUCUUCUCAGAAUAACACAAGAGACCCAUCCUCAUCAUCAUCGUCAUCAACACUUGAUGACCUAUUAAGCGACACAUCCUCUAGCUCUUCUCCACAGAAUUUGAGUCCCUCGAAUUCUUCUCAGAAUAACACAAGAGACCCAUCCUCAUCAUCAUCGUCAUUAACACUUGAUGACCUAUUAAGCAACACAGCCUCUAGCUCUUCUCCACAGAAUUUGAGUCACUCAAAUUCUUCUCAGAAUACCACAAGUGACCCAUCCUCAUCAUCAUCGUCAUUAACACUUGAUGACCUAUUAAGCGACACAGCCUCUAGCACUUCUCCACAGAAUUUGAGUCACUCAAAUUCUUCUCAGAAUAACACAAGAGACCCAUCCUCAUCAUCAUCGUCAUCAACACUUGAUGACCUAUUAAGCGACAAAGCCUCUAGCUCUUCUCCACAGAAUUUGAUUUAUCACAAUCAUAGAGCUAUUACAGUCAAGCCGACUGAAGUUCUUGUUGUCAUGCAAGGUAAGAAUCCAUCUUUGGUAAUGGUAUUUGGCGCCAUUACAAGCAACAGGUAUGUAAUGCCACAUCACCUCAUUGAAGCAGCUCUUAACAUUAAUAUGGCUGAGUUAUUUGAGUAUCAUUGA
Molecule: messenger RNA, 5220 nt
Organism: Octopus sinensis (East Asian common octopus)
Lineage: Eukaryota; Metazoa; Mollusca; Cephalopoda; Octopoda; Octopodidae
Product: serine-rich adhesin for platelets-like
Exons: 8
Coding region: 1-5220 (1739 amino acids)
Source: RefSeq, a predicted model, not a curated record